Molecule: messenger RNA, 435 nt
Organism: Solea senegalensis (Senegalese sole)
Lineage: Eukaryota; Metazoa; Chordata; Actinopteri; Pleuronectiformes; Soleidae
Gene: il17a/f2
Product: interleukin 17a/f2
Exons: 3
Coding region: 13-435 (140 amino acids)
Cellular component (GO): extracellular region
Molecular function (GO): cytokine activity
Source: RefSeq, a predicted model, not a curated record
CACGCUGACAACAUGAAGCUGAGACACCAUGUCGGCAAACUGCUGGUGUGUUGCAGUGUAUUGUGGGUAGUUGUGUCCUCCACCUCCUCUAAUGAAACAGCCUGCUGUUCUCCCCCUGAAUGUGACUCCAUGUUGGCGUUCUCCUCAAACAUCUCCCCCGUAUCUGAAGGAGGGGGGGACAUUCGCCGCAGGUCUCUGUGUACGUGGAAAUGGAGGUCGUCCACGGUGAAGAACCGGAUCCCAUCCACACUGUGGGAGGCCGAGUGCAGCAGCAGCUUGUGCUCCGGUCCAAACAAGCCCAGCUUGAACUCACUUCCCAUCUACCAGAGCGUCCUGGUCCUGCAUCGACAGCAGGGCGGCAGCUGCUACACCGCAUCGUUCCAGUCUGUGUCUGUGGGCUGUACCUGUGUCUGGGCCCAAACCAGCCAGAACUGA